Polyodon spathula (Mississippi paddlefish) is the source of this 1551-nucleotide messenger RNA. Its product is annotated as dynein regulatory complex protein 9-like. Gene Ontology annotation, molecular function: protein binding. The transcript is spliced from 10 exons. Lineage: Eukaryota; Metazoa; Chordata; Actinopteri; Acipenseriformes; Polyodontidae. Gene Ontology annotation, biological process: sperm axoneme assembly; cilium organization. The record is from RefSeq and is a predicted model, not a curated record. The coding region runs from base 313 to 1473 and encodes 386 amino acids. Gene Ontology annotation, cellular component: sperm flagellum; cytoplasm.
AUCUAGCAACAAAUAUGAAACAGAACACUGUCCUUGUUUUAAAUUAAGUGUUCUGUUUGAAUAAUGUCAAAUAUGUUUUUAGGUUAUUAACUCCCGAAACCGCAGUAUGCAUUGUUUUCGGAUGUUUGUUUAAAAAUAAAGACUCUUCUUGAUGUGGUUGGUUACCAUAGUGACUGUCAACUGCGCAGGCUGUUCGACAAGAUUAAAGUCCGGCUGUGGAGAGAAAGUCCGGUAAAAGAAAGCGAUACCGUUGCCUAUGUACUGCAGUGGACUCCCGGUUCUGUGUGACUACUCUGCAAAGCAAGUGCUGCAAUGGAGCCCCUGUCCCCCUUGGAUCUGCUGCGGGUCUCCACUGUCUUGGAGGACUGUGUGGAUCAGCUCUCCAUCCUGGGAUACAUCAUGCCAGUCUCCUACGAGGGCCGGCCGGAUUCUGAAUCGUUUGUUGGUGAUGACAUUGGGAGGAUCUUGAAGCACCAGAAGAAGCUGCAGUGGAAGUUCAAGGAGCUGAUGUCCUCCAAGUCGCAGUCUUUGGUCAGGAAGCCCCAUCUGGAGGGUGAGCAGCAAGGGGACACGGCGGGGGAUCUGAAGAGAUCAAACCUGAUGUUCAGCAGGGCGCUGGAGCAGGACCCGCUGUCUGCAGAGAGCCUGCUCAAAGUGCAGGUUGACAGACAGUUUGCGGCUGGAGUGAUCAUGGAGACUCUGAGUGAGCUGCAGGAAUUCGGAACCUUCCAGAAACUGCUGUUGGCAGUGGAGGUGGAGAAAGACAAGAAGGCAAACCUUUAUAACAUCAUUGUGAGUGAGGAGGAGGGGCGCAGGAGGAUGAAGGCUCUGCAGAGACAGCUUCAGGAUAUCCGUAAAGAGAAAGAGCUUGAGCUGCAGCGUCGCAAUGAGAUGAUCGCUCACCUGAAGGACCAGCUGCAGGAAAUGAAGGCGAAGACAGGGCUGGAGGAGAAGUACAUGAAAAAGAGCUGCGAACUACAGGUGACCCAGGGACAGAAGAUAUGUGGGGAGCACGAGCACAAGCACCUGGAUGACAUACAGCGAUUAAAAGAUAAACUGGAUGAAGAGACCCGGAGCCACUUGGAAAUUGAAAACUUUCUGAAACACCAUCAGACUGAGCUGGAGGAGAAGCUGGAGUUCUGGAUGGAAAAGUACGACAAAGACAUCGAUGCCAAGCAGCAUGAGCUCACCAUGCUCAAGACAGCCAAGGCCAACGACCUGGCUCGCCUGCAAGAGCUUGCCAAGCAGUACAGGGAGUGUGAACAGGUAGUGAUGGAGGACCGCGUGGAGAAGGAGAAUGAGAGGAAACGUAGGGGCCAGGAGGAGCUGGAGUACAAGUCCUGCACCAAGAUCCAGGCCUGGUGGAGAGGCAUCAUGGUGCGCAAGUGCCUGGGCCCCUACAAGACUGGCAAGAAAGGGAAGAAAGGGAAGAAGGGCAAGGGCAAGGGCGGAGGCAAGAAGAAGAAAAAGUGACAGUUCUGUUUAUUUUUUUGUCUAGAAUUUUAAAAAGAAAAUGUAUACAACAUAUUUAAUGUUUAAGCCUGGAGACAG